AUGCAUCCACAAAAUCCUCACAAUGAAAAAGUCUCUUCGCCAUCUUCAUCAACCACUCCGAUUUUAAAAUCCAACCCAAGUAAUUACCAGAAGAGACCAACAACUGAUUCAUGGUUCUCUCCUCUCUUUAAAUUAUCCACUUUCAAUUCUUACUAUUCCUUUUUUUCAAGCCUAACUGCUAGCACCUUUUCUUCUUCCAUUCCAAAAGGGGCUCUUCUCACCACGAUGGCAUCAGGCUCUUCAUCACGAGUGAAUAUGGUAACAAGAUUCAUUCAUAAAAUUCCUGAACCAUUCCGUACUGUUGCUCUGGCUGGAAUUGCUUCCAUUGUUUUCAUAGCCUAUCAUGAUCUUCCACAUUCAUCAGCAGAUGACACCAUCGGUUAUUGGACAGGAUUUCAUGGAGUAAAUCUAACAAAUGUAUUUAAAAGUAGAUUGUAUCAUAAAAAAGAAACUGCGUUUUUAACGAAAAUAGAUUCUCCCUAUCCUUUUGAAUCUGAAUUUGAUUUGUUAAAUGAGAACGCUUUUAAUUUUUCAAAAGAAUGGCAUGAUUAUUGGAGAGAAAUGAAAUUAGAUGCAAAUCCACCUAAUACUCAAGAAGAAGAUUUAAUACAUCCAUUAGAUUCACAUAUUUUCACGCUUCGAAAAGGAAAACAAAUAGAUUUGGAACACUUAUGGUUCUUGUAUUUGCAAUUACAUUCAAUCAAGUAUGAUACCAUCUCAGAGUUAAUUAGAAAUAAUAAGGUUUCCAAUGAUUUAUUGUAUGAUUUGAAAAUAGCAAGUACACGAGAUGAUGAAUUUCGACAUUUUACACAAAAUUAUGUUGUAAAUAAGGAUGAUCUCAACAACAAGGAUAGCACUAAAUCACUUGAUGAACUCAUUCAACAGAACAUUUCUCAUCAAAAUUUAUGCUCGAUUUUUCAAAAAAGAAAACUCAAUGAAGAAUAUCAACGUCGAUUAAUCACAAAGAAAGAUCUUCUCACUCCACAAGACUAUUUGAGAAUUUUUUAUACAGAAAAUAGAACCUAUAGGUUUAGUGCAAUGUAUGAUCGAAAUUUUGUCAAGUAG
Molecule: messenger RNA, 1065 nt
Organism: Naegleria fowleri
Lineage: Eukaryota; Heterolobosea; Eutetramitea; Acrasida; Naegleriidae
Exons: 1
Coding region: 1-1065 (354 amino acids)
Source: RefSeq, a predicted model, not a curated record